AACACCCGUGUCAUUUCACUAUGGCGAAGGGGCUGUAAACAAAUGCGGUGGGAAAAAGCGCGUCUUCUUUGUGAAAAUAGAUUUCCGUUAGGGAUGAUUUCGCGUUUAGUUGAAUAUAUUAACAUGGUACGGAUGGAGAAAUGUGUGAAAGCGCUUUAGUGAUGCAGACUGGACGCGGACCAUCCGAUUUCAGUAACAUGGACAUGAUCAAACCGUCAAACCUCUUUCAAAUACACCUUUUAUCCUGUUAGUCCGGAGCUGUUUUAGGUUGAAAUCAUGUUGACAGGGUCCAAAACCACCUUUAAAGUGAGACAGAUGGUUCCGGACAUGAAGGAGAGGAUGAUGAGCCACAGUAGCCUUCAUGCACGUGGGAGAGAUGUGCUUGGCCUCUGCUGUUUACCAGGAGAGUGUGUGCUACAGCGAGCCGUGCUGGUGAGGAAGAAGCUGUCGGCUAAAGAAGGAGGAGGCUGGUUGUCUGGGACUCUGUUCUGCACUCAUUUCAGAGUGGCCUUCGUGCCUCAGGACAGCCAGAAACCUGACGAUAACGCAGAUCCUGUGCUGCUCGGAGAUCAUGACGUAGCUCUCGCCUCCAUUGAUAAAGUCGUGGCAGUGGGACCAUCUCGCACCAAACUAGUGACCCCUACCUGCUCUCUAAAAUUCACCCCCGAGGAGCUGGUGUUGUACUGCCGAGACAUGCGUGUCCUCUGCUUUCUGUUUGACAGACUCACGCCUGAUACUCAAGCUGUGGAGAUCACGUACACCAUUGCUAAGACCUACCAGCCACUGAAACCUGGAACCAUCCUCUCCUUCCAAAAUGCUGCUUUGGGUAGUAUUGAAAUGAAGCAGUUCCUAAGCAACAGGCGGCGUGACCCUAACAUGAACUGGUUCGAGUGUUCGAUGGGAUGGGAUCAGGAGCUGGAGAGGACAGGUGCCAGCGGCUGGAGGGUCAGCUCUGUCAAUGACCGCUUUGAGAUGUCCACCAGUCUGCCCAGAUUCAAUGUGGUUCCUCAGAGGGUCCUGGACACAGAGCUCAAGAAAACAUUUGCCCACUUUAACGAGGGUCGCAUCCCACGCUGGUGCUGGCGACAUCCACAUGGCAGUGACUUACUACGAAUGGCCAGCUUCCAAAAUAACAUCUACCAUGAGAAGGACGACAUCAGGAACCUGGAGUUGGUGCUCUUCGGCGGACAGCAGCUGUGUGUGAUUGUGGAUCUGGGAGAGGAAAUGCCAUCACCUGCAGACAUCCAGCUGGCUCACACCAGACUCCGGACUCUUUGUCUGGGCGAUAUUUCAUCAUCUGUAUCAGUACCUGAUGACAAGUGGCUCUCCACUCUUGAAAGCACUCGCUGGCUCGACUAUACUCGGUGCUGUCUGAGAAAAGCUGCAGAGGUGGCUUGUUUGCUCAGAGGAGGUCACAUGACUGUUGUUCUCCAAGAAAGGCGCGUAGAGCCAGCCCCUGUGUUCCUGCUGUUUCUCGACUGCGUAUGGCAGCUGUGGGCGCAGUAUCCCGCACGCUUCCAGCUUACUGAAGACUACCUGCUGGCUCUGCAUGACAGCGUGCACCUUCCACUCUUCAGCAGCUUCCUGGCCAACAGUCAGAGGGAGAGAUGUCGCCGUUCACAGCAUCUUCCCCAGAGCUACACCCCAGUGAACGGUCUGAGGGAAUUGCCCAUGGGCGCCCCAGAGGAGCCGGUAGACCCACCUUUCCCUCCGGUGUGGGACUGGGCCCUGCAGUACAGCGGUCAGAGACGAGCCCACUUCACCCAACCUGUGUCACAACCUGCCUGCCCUCCACCCGUCCUCAACGGAAACCUCAACACCAACCUGGACCGCAGCUGGCACAAUGAUGGACUGCCAGGCUCUGUGUUCCUGUUGUCCCGUAGCACAUUCUCCCAUCCCUCCAACCUGCUCCCCUGGAGGAGCGGAAACUCUGGCUCAUACUGGAAGAGCCACCGCAGGGCUCCUUCAUCUGAGAGUCUGUCUGGACUCGAGCGUCUCAUCCGAGCUUGUUCGCUCUCUGAACCCUCAGAGAACCCCUCAAUCCUCCACGACCCAUACGAGCCCCUGCUGCCCCUGCUCUUGGGACCCUGUGUCAGAGUAUGGAGGGGCUGCUAUUUACGGGGCACACUACACGCUCAGGCUUUCUCACACCCCACGUCUUCCUGCAGUCAGCAUCCAUUAGAUCAGCUGGCCUGGGAAGUGCAGCAGCUCCGAGAGAAACUGGCUCAGGCUUCUCACAGACGCCCCGAGAACCAGACUAAACGACAGGAGCCACGCCGGCUGGACUCCAACCUCAACCAGAACGCCAACAAUGGGACCUUCCUCUUCUCCUCUUCCUCUAGAACAUGUCAACAACAGCCGCUGCUGCCCAGCCGAGGUGCGGCCCACUCCUCCGUCCCUCCCAGAGCCCAGCGGACGGCAUCUGAUCCAUCCAGGCCUGCGCAGAGGAAUAACGGCAAGCACACGUUUCUGUUCGGCCACCAAGAGCCGCAAUCAGGGCAGCGUUACAUUCCCUUCCCUAGUGCCAAACUUCCCAAACGCCCCGGAAACUCACACUGAUCUUUAGGAAGGAAAGAAACGCCCCCCUCUGGUGUUUGUGUUACUAAAACAAUUCAAUACGGUACAAAGCAGAAACUCCACUAGAAACAUGAAAUCUAUGUGCACUUGAAAAAGCACAGAUUGACAUGGGCUUUUUUGUAUGUAGAGUUAAGCAUAAAACAGGCUAGCAAAAAAGCGUCAACGAUUUACAACAUGAAAUUCUUCCUCUGUUGUUUUUAUAAGAUAAUUUAACUACAUGGUCUAGUUCACUAAAAAUAAAGAAUCUUAUUUAUUCAUCCUCAUGUUGUUCCAA
Molecule: messenger RNA, 2851 nt
Organism: Sinocyclocheilus rhinocerous
Lineage: Eukaryota; Metazoa; Chordata; Actinopteri; Cypriniformes; Cyprinidae
Product: myotubularin-related protein 11
Exons: 17
Coding region: 277-2559 (760 amino acids)
Biological process (GO): phosphatidylinositol dephosphorylation
Cellular component (GO): cytoplasm; membrane
Source: RefSeq, a predicted model, not a curated record